Molecule: messenger RNA, 943 nt
Organism: Caenorhabditis elegans
Lineage: Eukaryota; Metazoa; Nematoda; Chromadorea; Rhabditida; Rhabditidae
Gene: M01H9.4
Product: Mediator of RNA polymerase II transcription subunit 7
Exons: 5
Coding region: 306-881 (191 amino acids)
Source: RefSeq, marked reviewed
UCCCUUUUUGCUCCACACCAAUUUGCUAUAUCUCUAUUAAAAAGGAACAUACUUAUAUAUAAAGAGCCUUGCAUCCUAUUCUUCCCUUCUUUUUUUUUCGAAACACUUCUUAUCAACGACAACAUUGCUAUCGUCGGGGGUUUAUCAGUUUUGUGUGCAUCUACACCAACCUUCGCCUUAUCGAAAUGAGCUCACUCGCCUGACUAACUUUUACUUCUUAUUUAUUAUAAUAGAUUCUUCCAAUCGAUACUUUUGAUUUUGAUAUCGAUAUCGAUUUUAAUUUUAAUCCUAAUUUAAACUUCAAAAUGUCCGAGACUGUCUCAUUGAAAAGACCAAGAUCGGAGUCUGAUGUGACCGAGGAGCCCGAUGAAAAAUACAGUAUCCACGCAGGAAACCAUCAGCAGUUAAUGAUGAAUCCGGCGGUCAUGGCUGGCAUGCCAAAUGCCCGUGGGUUGCAGCCAAACGUCGGCUUCCCACUUAUGCAAUAUUGUCAGAUGAUUCAACAAAUGCAGCAUCAUCACCAGCAGAUGGAGUACCCGAUGCCGAUGAUAAGAAAAGAUAAUAAAGACGAGGCAAACUCCGCUUCCACCACACCAUCAUCUUCUAGAAGACAGACUCUUAGUGCUGGAGCAGCGGGCCCUCGGCCUAUCCGAGUUCCACCUCAAUCCAUAUUCAACCCAAUGCAAUUCGGCAUGAUGCCUCUUUCACAGCAACAAAUUAUCGAAGAGCCAAGUACCUCGCCGACAACGAUGCCACGUCAGCAAUCCGAUCCGCACACUUACCAUAUGCCGAGUUUUCAGCGAGCCGACGAGGAGAUUUAUACGAAAUUCGUUGAUUCGGUUCGCAAACUGGCUGCAAAAUUGGCUGCUGAAAGGAGUUGAGAGGAAUUUUCAAAAUGUAUUCUAGAUCUCCUUUUUCUCUUUAAUAAAGUGUUUUUUUGUUU